Messenger RNA from Clarias gariepinus (North African catfish), 1741 nucleotides. It is a transcript of the gene nubp1, whose product is annotated as nucleotide binding protein 1 (MinD homolog, E. coli). Gene Ontology annotation, cellular component: cytosol. The record is from RefSeq and is a predicted model, not a curated record. The coding region runs from base 26 to 1048 and encodes 340 amino acids. Gene Ontology annotation, biological process: iron-sulfur cluster assembly. Gene Ontology annotation, molecular function: ATP hydrolysis activity; ATP-dependent FeS chaperone activity; ATP binding. The transcript is spliced from 11 exons. Lineage: Eukaryota; Metazoa; Chordata; Actinopteri; Siluriformes; Clariidae.
CUGUACCCGGAAGUUUGCUAUCAUUAUGGCUGCUAUUCCAAGCGACGCUCCUCAGCAUUGCCCUGGCACCGGCAGCGAGGAAGCUGGCAAAUCUUCAGCAUGUCAAGGAUGUCCGAACCAGGCGGUGUGUUCCUCCGGUGCCCCCAAAGCUCCAGAUCCUGCCAUAGAGGAGAUCAGGCAGAAGAUGUCAAGCGUGAAGCAUAAGAUCGUGGUUCUGUCCGGUAAAGGCGGCGUGGGAAAAAGCACGUUCAGUGCACACUUGGCUCAUGCUCUUGCUGCAGAUGAAUCCACAGAGGUGGCGCUGCUGGACGUGGACAUCUGUGGACCAUCCGUACCCAGAAUGAUGGGGCUGGAGGGAGAACAGGUUCAUCAGAGUGGCUCUGGCUGGUCUCCUGUGUAUGUAGAAGACAACCUGGCCGUCAUGUCCAUCGGGUUCCUGCUCAGCAGCCCUGAUGAUGCGGUGAUCUGGAGAGGACCGAAGAAGAACGGCAUGAUAAAGCAGUUCCUGAGAGAUGUGGACUGGGGCGAGCUAGACUACCUGAUAGUGGACACGCCCCCGGGAACCUCAGAUGAGCACCUGUCCGUGGUGCAGUACCUGAGUGGAGCAGGCAUCGAUGGAGCUGUUAUUAUCACUACACCACAGGAAGUCUCUCUCCAGGACGUACGGAAAGAGAUCAGAUUCUGCCAGAAGGUCAAGCUGCCCAUCAUCGGCGUGGUGGAGAACAUGAGCGGCUUCGUGUGUCCCAAGUGCAAGAACACGUCUCAGAUUUUCCCGCCGACCACGGGAGGGGCUCAGCGCAUGUGCGAGGACCUGAGGCUGCCCCUGCUGGGUCGAGUCCCUCUGGACCCACGGAUAGGCCGAUGCUGUGACGAGGGAAAGUCGUUCCUGAAUGAAGUGCCAGAUUCUCCAGCUGCUGCAGUGUAUUGUGCUAUUGUGCAGAGUAUAAAGGAUUAUUGUGCUUCCAGUUUGUCCUCAGACGAAAACCCGAAGGCCGAAAGCGCUGGACAGCAGCCUGUGGUACAAACAUCAACGUCGCAGUCAUUAUAAAAUUCCUGGACCCGAUUAAACGCAGGUUUUUUCACUGGAGCGUUAGUCACUGUUACGGUCUUCUGAUUUUUAUUUUUUUUUCUUUAAACAACUCUUCUGAGAACAGGGCUGAAAUCCGAAUUUGGAUUUUAAAUCAUUCUGAGUCAUUCCUGGUCAUGAAUGAAGUUCAGUGUUUCUUAAAUUUUCUCAAGAAUUUGUAGCAGUUUCAAACAUCCUGUUUUCUGUACUGACGUUUUCAAAGUAAAAGUGUGUAGCGGAGUCCGAUAACAGCUUUCCAAGUUCCUACAAACUAAAUUAACGGGUGGUUAAAUCUUCCUCUUUGUAAAAACAAGUGAGGAGUCAAGGAUAAAAUUUCAACAUCGAGGGGAUCUCCGUUUCUGAUCUGAUCAGAUGCUGGUUUUUUUUUCCCUCAUGCCUUUAUUCACACCAUGACCGGUCAUGUAUUCUCCAUUCUGAUUGGUCAGUUUCCACCGCGACGGCUGAUUUCACGUGACUUCUUUAGCAACAUUAUUUUUAAUAAUCAGAUUAAAAUGUGUGUCGUCAUGUCAUCAUUAUAAUUAUUCCAACAAUUAUGAAAGGAGUCUCCAGUGUCAGCACUUUUAUAAGUCAUUUAUUAAUAAAUCUAAAAAAUGUAAUUGUAACUUCUUGGAGGUGUAACUCUGUAAAUAACUAAAAUAAAUAAAUAACAUGUAC